GCGGGCGCAGCCAGGCGCCAAGCUCCGAGCCAUGGGAGGCUCGCACUCUCUGAGCCCGCGGGGCCGGGAGCCGGCCGGGGACAGGCCCCCGACAGCCCGAGAGAGCGCGGGAGAUGGUCUGCGUCGUGCAGCUUCAGCAAGACUCUGUUCCUAAAUUCGGGAGCCGCACUCUGUGCGAGAACCUGAAGUCACCUCACAGAUUCACCACAACUCUGGGAAAUUAACAAUAGCCCAAGAAACGCCCUAUCCAGGCAAGGAGAUCGUGAAGCCUGGUGUUUGUGAUUUGCUGCAGCCGGCGUCCUUGGUGCGUUGGAAAUUCUGAGGAGAGCAAUCUCUAUAUGGAAAAUGAAGAAAAUCCGAGGAGAGCGCUGCUAUUUUCUUCUGCCUUCCAACAUAAAGAGGGUUUGUAUUUUGAAGGUUGCCUUACCAGGCCUGUUGGCAUACUUCUGAAGCAGCAGACGAAGUCAAGAAUCAGAGACUUAGAAGUUAUGAAGAGAAAAGCCUCAGAAAAGGAGAAUGGGAAACCGAUCAGGCUAUAAUUUCACAGGGGGCUUCACUUCUGUGCGGUCCAAUGUCACAACGCCAUUAAGUCACAGUAGCAAGAUGAAAAAAUGAGAAGGGAAGGAGGAAAAGUCCAGCGUGCACGGACGCAGAAAAUGGAUCUGCCCUGCUCCUGCCGCUGACGGAGCUGUUGGGGGCGCCUGGGUGCCCAGCCCGCCGGAGUCGCAGCGGGGUAGCCCCCUUCCCGCAGUCCGGGCGCGACCAGAGCGGCGCCGCGGCGGGGGGAUCGGGCGGGCGCGCCGAGGACUUCAAAGGCCCAGCGCCGCCGCCGCCGCCUCCCCCGCCCGCGCGCACGAAUAGUACGGUCCAAGGGGGCGGCUCCUGGGGCGCGGCUCCCGCGGCAGCUGAUGCGCGCCCCGCCGGCCCGGAGGCGGGAGCCAGAGACCCCGAGACCCGAGCCGCCCGGCGCUGCGGGCCGGGGCCCUGAGGAGGCCCCAGGAGAGGCAUCUUCCCGGCGGGAGUCGCCGGCGCGGGGGUGGCCGCGGCCGCACCGUUCGGGAAGGAGGACGAGGAGGAAGCGGCGCUGCCUGCGGGCGGAGAGGAAGCGCUCCACCCGGGCCCCCGACGGCGCUCGUUUAACCACAUCCGCGCCUCCGCUGGAAACGCUUACAGGCGCCUGUCACCCGUUCCCUCCAUUUUGAAAGGGAAAAAAGGCUCUCCCCCUUCCCUACUCUUAGGAGCUGGAGCCGGAGGAGCCGCGCUCAUGGCGUUCAGCCCUUGGCAGAUCCUGUCCCCAGUGCAGUGGGCGAAAUGGACCUGGUCCGCGGUGCGCGGCGGGGGCGCCGGAGAGGACGAGGCCGGAGGGCCAGAGGGCGACCCCGAGGAGGAGGACUCGCAAGCCGAGACCAAAUCCUUGAGUUUCAGCUCGGAUUCUGAAGGUAAUUUUGAGACCCCUGAAGCCGAAACACCAAUCAGAUCGCCUCUCAAGGAAUCCUGUGAUUCAUCCCUAGGAUUGGCAGGACAGGGGGCCAAAACCCAAGAAUCACAAGAAGCCGAUGAACAGCUGGUAGCGGAAGUGGUUGAACAGUGUUCAUCUGAGACUUGUCCUAGAACCUCAGGAAAUGAGGUAGCCCAGCAGGCUGUUGAUUCUUACGCGGUCAAGGAUUUCAAAGAAGAACCCGAACAUGAGAGUAGCAAAAUUUUAGUAGUGAGGCCAUUUUCAAUAGAAACCAAGAAUCCCCCGGAUAUCCCGGCAGCUCUAGGAACAAAGGCUGCUUAUGGCUCUGUAACUGUGGUCUCGGGUGAGGCUUUGCCCUCCAACACACCAGAAGCCACCCCGGACAAGGCAAUGACAGAAGGCACCAUGGGGGUUACACUGGAGGCCUCCACAGAAGCUGACCUCAAGGCUGGCAGCUCCUGUCCAGAGACUGUUCCCAGCAGAAGCAAACUAAGAAAACCCAAGCCCGUCUCUCUGAGGAAGAAGACCAUUGGCGAAUUCUUUGAAACUGAUACUGCCCUGGAGGGCACGCUUCUCCCCCAGGCGUCUUAUCAGUUCUGCCCUGAUGAGAUGGAUGGGAACACACAUCCUUUGCUAGGAGGUGCCAGGAUCCAGAAAUCUCCCCCUGAUAUUAAGGAAACAUCAAGCGCUCCCAGCAGUGACACCAACGAUUCAGGAGUUGAGCUGCUGGAGGAGUCGAGGAACUCACCUCUAAAACUAGAGUUUGAUUUCACAGAAGAUGUGGAAAAUGUAGAGUCCAGGAAAGGCCUUCCAAGGAAGCUUGGCAGGAAACUGGGUAGCAGGCUGCCUCCCAAGGUACAGAAAGAUAGCGUUAGUAAGCCGGUAGGCGCCAAAGGUGCGGACCAGCCUGUGGACCCCGCUGCAGACAGUUGUCCUCCGUCCCAGGCACCCGCGAAGCUGGAUCCCAGCCAGUGGGAUCACCACAACUUCAGUCCCUUUGGGGGCCACUCAACUCUGCAGAACUCCCCCCCUCUCUCCUCUAAGGGCUCCUACCACUUUGACGAAUCCAUGGAUCCCUUUAAACCAACUACGUUAGUGAGCAGUGACUUCUGUUCUCCCGCCGGUAAUCCUAUUAAUGAAAUCUUAGAAUCACCCAAGAAGGCAAAGUCGCGUUUAAUAACGAGUGGCUGUAAGGUGAAGAAAUAUGAAACACAGUCUCUUACUUUGGAUGGCUGUUCUCAGGAUGAAGGAGCAGUGAUCUCUCAGAUUUCAGACAUUUCUAAUAGGGAUGGCCACGCUACUGACGAGGAGAAAUUGGCAUCCACUUCAUCUGGUCAGAAAUCAGCUGGGGCCGAGGUGAAAGGUGAGCCAGAGGAAGACCUGGAGUACUUUGAAUGUUCCAAUGUUCCCGUGUCUACCAUAAAUCAUGAGUUUUCAUCCUCAGAAGCAGGCAUAGAGAAAGAGACGUGCCAGAAGAUGGAAAAAGAUGGAUCCGCCAUGACCGGACUGUUGGAGUCCUCUGUGGAGAAGGCCCCCGUGUCUGUGGCCUGUGGAGGGGAGAGCCCCCUGGAUGGCAUCUGCCUCAGUGAAUCAGAUAAGACAGCCGUGCUCACCCUCAUAAGAGAAGAGAUAAUCACUAAGGAAAUUGAAGCAAAUGAAUGGAAGAAAAAAUACGAAGAAACCCGACAAGAAGUCUUGGAGAUGAGGAAAAUUGUGGCUGAAUAUGAAAAGACCAUUGCCCAAAUGAUUGAAGAUGAACAGAGGACAAAUAUGACCUCUCAGAAAAGCUUCCAGCAACUGACCAUGGAGAAGGAGCAGGCCCUGGCCGACCUCAACUCUGUGGAAAGGUCCCUUUCUGAUCUCUUCAGGAGAUAUGAGAACCUGAAGGGUGUUCUGGAAGGGUUCAAGAAGAAUGAAGAAGCCUUGAAAAAAUGUGCUCAGGAUUACUUAGCCAGAGUUAAACAAGAGGAACAGCGUUACCAGGCUCUGAAGAUCCACGCAGAAGAAAAACUAGACAACUUGGACAACACACCAAAUUUUUGGUUUUCUGCAGAUCCAGUAGAUAAAGAGCCAAUGAAGAGAUUGCUCAGGUUCGAACAAAAGCAAAGGCCGAGAGCGCAGCUCUCCAUGCCGGACUCCGGAAGGAACAGAUGAAGGUGGAGUCCCUGGAAAGAGCCCUCCAGCAGAAGAACCAAGAAAUCGAGGAACUAACGAAAAUCUGCGACGAGCUGAUUGCGAAGCUGGGGAAGACUGACUGAGUUUCCCCGUUAGCUCAGCAGAUCUGCAUUUGGCUGCUUUUCUCUUAACCACAGUUAUCUUGCCUUAUCCAGGAAUAAUUGUCCCUUUGCAGAGUUAAAAAAAAAAAAAACAACUUUAGAAAAGCACAUGCCUACUGCUGCCUGUCCCGCUUUGCUGCCGACACAACAGCCCCGGAAGGAACCCUGGAGCACCGCAUAGUCCCGGGAGGAGCGGCGUCCGAGCGCUGUCCGCCGACAGGUUUGGUCAGGCUGCUAAGUUUGGGGUCAUGAUUUCUGUCUUUCGUCCGUUUUCUUUUCCGAGCACGUUGAAUUUGGGAUUUUGUGGCUCCUGUUUGGGUCAUCUGCUGUCCACCACCUGUCUGAAUUUUUUGGUGACUUAUUUAUCUCAUCUUUUAAAUUUAGUGUUCAACAUCAGUGGUUUUAUUGGAGGGAGGAAGUAAUCUGGCCUAUUGUUACUUCUAGUUUAUAAACAAGAAGGGACUCUGAGUACCCGUUUACACACACACACACACACACACACACACACACACACACACGUGUGUCUAUAUAUGUGCUGCUGUUUUGUUCUCUGAAGCAGAGUCAGAUAAGGGCUUCUCCACACAAGACCGUAUUUCCAUAAAUGUAAAACCCUGUUUUGAAAUAGAGUCGUGGCCCAGAAUGCCAGCCUCAGAAUUUGGGGCGUUGAAGGUGUGAAGACCCAGACUCAGGUUUUACGUCUGGGGGAGACAUUUUGCCACAGUGUUUCUUUGCCCUGACCGGGAUGGCCCCUUUGGGGUCCGUCCCCAGACUGCACGAAGGGCAGCGCUGGCAGGACUCCCUCCGAGCCGAGGUCUGGCAAGUCUGUCCCAGAGCCGUUCAGUCUCCUCUGCUUCUGUUUGUUGCUACAAAAUCAGCAUUGACCCUUCGUCAUCUUUCUAUUUCAAAUAUGCAAACAAAAUCUACUUGUAAAAGGCUUAGGCGAUCUCAUUGAGUUAAAAGGUAACUGUAAUCCUGCCAGCAAUUGCAAGGUGAAGAAACAGUUGGUUUUUUACGAGUGUGGUGCAUUGUUAUUUGAAUUUUUUUUUUUAAGGCAAAAAAAUCCUUUCAAACUUAGUAGAAUGUUUAACAAAACGGGCUAUAAAAAUCAUGUGAACCACUCCAAAAAUCAGCACAUUUUAAGUAUUGUUAAACAAAGAGCGUUUGGAUCCUGGAGGAGAGGAGUGCAGGGAGCAGAGCCACACUCACAAAGCCAAAUUCCUAAAGCUCUUCCUGGAUGUGGGUCAGAGUGAUGGGGCCAUUAACCCUGAGAUGGAAAUUUUCCAUGUAAUGCCAGUGAACUCCCUUCCAUUGGGUAGGCAGAACCAAAUCCAUGCAGUGUUUGAAAGCACUCUUUUGUCUUAAUCUUACACCCUGAAAGUCUUCAUGGUGAUAUGCACUAUAUUCAGUACCUGUAAGUUUUCGUACCUUUCUUGUAAAAACUCUUGCAUGAUCCAACUUCAGCAAUGAAUUGUGCCUAGUGGAGAACCUCUGUAGAUCUUUAAAAAUGCAUUUUUCUUUAGCAGUGUACUAUUCACAUGGGUGCAGUCUUUAGCCCCAGGGAGGUCCAUAAUGUCUUUUAAAGCUAGAAGUCACAUCUUACCAAUAUGCAUUUAUCGUAAUUGGUGCUUAGGCUGUAUUUUAAAGCCUACUGUCUUAAUAUUUUGUACAAAAAGGAACAACAGAAAUGAUCUGUGGUUGGAGAAGUGACUUGACAAUCAUUUGGGCUCUGAAAGCAGUCGCCGUGGUUCAGUGUGAGUGCGAUAACUAGUCACAGUAUCGAUGACGUGCAAGUGUCUCCAGCUGGUGGAACGGGUCUCUCUCAGUCCUCCACUACUAGGGAAGUUAACUUUGCAUUUUGCAGAAAGAAGCGUUGCUAAACCUUUUUGCUGCUGUGUUUUGGUGAGAUAUCCACGUUUAUUUGUUCUAUAUUGAUCUGUUUGAAGCAUGAAAGGCUUAUAGCUGUCUCCAUCCUAAAUCCACAGUCCUCCGUUUAGGCUUCUUAUGUAUAUAAAAAAAGUAGCUGUGUGUUAAAACCAAGGUGACGACAAUCCUUCCGUAGCACGCUGGUGGAAGAGACCCCCUAAAAAGACCCCAGUGAAUGAGGUUGCCGCACAAGGACCAUGAAAGGGCCCUGGUUAAGCAGUGUCCGCCGCUGGCUUCUCAGCCGUGGCCGGUACAAGGGAAUGUUCUUCCUCCUCACUUAAUAGAUGGAUGUUCUCCAACAAGAAUAAAAAUGUAGCUUGUUCAGGUGGCAAAUCAAGAGAAUAUCUUGGGCAGAAGUGUGUUUGUUUUUCUUUAAAAAUAAGCAAAAGAAAAAAAAAACUUUUCAGAGUUCUAAAGAGUAAGAAUAUAGCCUAGAGUUUUGUUUCAAAGCGUAUGAGGGUCAUGACUUGUUAGGUUGGCAGUAAUAAACCCCGUUAACAAGAGCGGGAAGGGGAGGUGAAAGGAAGCUGCUGUCCCAGCUGGGUGUGAGGGUAUUAGGUGAUCAGUCUUGUUGAGGCUCUGAACCCAGAGCUAUUUCUUAAGGUUUUGACUUUGCCAAAGUGUAGAUCGAUAGUCUUUACCUAAAAGAAUUUUAAUGGGAAGGUUUAGCGUGAGACAGACUGAACGGUUAGUCUGUCACUUGGUAGGCUGGUCAGUUACAGUCAGACCUCCUGAGGUUUACUUAAUUUGGAGAAGCUCCUGGAAGCCAGUGACCUGCCCAAACCUUUUGUUCUGUAAAACUGUUCUGGAAAUAUUGAGAAGCCCAGUUUUCUCACGUGGUUUCUGGCUUCUUCAGACCCAGCCCAAAUUAGGAAGUGCAGAAGCACAUGAUGGUGAAAAACUCUGAGGUUCUGGCAGCCUUCCAGAAUGAUAUGGAAUCUAAGGGGAGAUUUACGUUUCAUUUUGGAGGCUAGCUCAAGCUGAGCUUUCUUUCCAGCCAGUUACCCUUCCUUCUUAUCCCACGCUUUGUGCCACCCUCCCACAAACACUUAGAUAUUUAUGAGGCAGCCCUGACUGAGUGCCGUUUAUACACGGGCAGAAUCAGGUGCCCCGAACGCUCCUGGGCUGACUAAACAGCCAGGGUGACACACUCAUUUUCGAUCGAGGCAGGUAACAAGAGGGCCCAGCGGUGGCUCUACGGCUCAGAAUAGAAUUUCGAAGAGCAGGCCUUGGGAAGUCUGAUGUGCCGUGGUUGGAGAUGAUUCAGCACACCCUUUUUUGGUGUGUUAGAGCAGAAGCUCUAACGCUCCCUGUUUAUUUCCUUUGGUUCUUCACUACCAGCGGUAGCCGGCUCCAGAGUCGUACACAACCGUCGUCCCUCUGUAGUCCGUGACCGUGCGAGCUUGUUCUCGGAUGACGUGGGUUUCUUACUUUAUCCUCUUGUUGGCAAGAGAGAAACUAGGUGUUGAAAGAUUAAAUGAUUUAGGCAAAGGAUUUUAAAGUAAAGAUGUAUAUAUUCUAAAGAAUUUAAAAGAUAACAGAUUAUUAUUUGCUUAUAAAAGAAUAAAAUAUAGUCUGGGAAUCCCAGAAUGCCAAGCCAAAGGUCUAAGAAGUCAUCUUCAAAGAUUUUAAGGAAGCAGCAUUUUGAGGAGACUUCUGUCCAAAAAGGUUUGACUGGCCUCCAGAUUCCAGUGGCUUUAGGAAAGCAGUGGAUCACUCAAACCUCGAGUCUCCCACAGUAAAGGUAAAGGAACUGAUACUCUAGACACUUCUCUCUAAGGGUCUCCUCUGGAAGAUGAUGUCAAGGGCAGCAUUUCCAGGGAAGACCCACGCCCUCGUGCCCAGAGCCAGCGUUCUGGAGACUAAAGAUUGCACUUUUCGUAGUUCUUUGUCCAAAUGCGAUCCCAUUUCUGUGCCUCUUAGCAUGCAGUUAGAUUUGGACAAACAAGAUUCCUAAGGAAUGACCUUAUUAACUAUAAUAUGGUUACAGCUAUUACAUAUAUAUAUAUAUAUUCUGGUUAUAGUUCUAAUAUGGAGAUGUCACGUGUGACGCUGGCCUGUGGCAGCCCGAAUAACGCUUCCAGCUCAUUGGAGGAGGCCAGGCACAGAGCUGAGGUGUGGCUCGAACCUUCCCUGUGUCCCUUCUUCACUGUAGAUAUGUGAAGGUAUCACUUUGUCCCCCUCUGCCUUUCAGUGGUAUCUGAAAUAUACAUGAAGUGUGUCCUCGUCACGUGGUUAACCCGUGCUCUGUGGAUAAUUUCCACGUGAACACGUACAGAUUCGAACUCGGACACCAUGCCCAGUCCCGACGCAGGCCGCCUGCGGGUUACCGGCCCCACGCGCCGCCUCCACGCCGUCCUUGUCACCCAGGGGGACGGGAUCCAGGCAUUCCUUUCAGACCUCAGAGGUAGCAGCAAACCUUUGAGUGUUGCUGUUAGCAAGUGUGUGUUUGCCAGUAGAUGCCCAUGUGUGCUCACGUGCCAACAUCUGCUUCCGCUGCGUGCCCGCGGGCGCCGAGCCGCGUGUGAGGAGCCUCUCGUCUGGAGAAGCGAACGCUGCAUCGACUACUGCUAUCAGGAUUGUGUUGUGUGGAAUAAUCAUCUACAUAAAUUUUAUAUGCACAGUACUUUCCCUUUUAUAUGUCAGGUAAAUAUUUGUAAAAGUUAUACUCACACAAAUGAAAUUAUUAUAAUGAUUACUAAUAUAUUUUUUCCAUGUUUCAUUGCCUGAAUAAAAACUGUUUACCACUGUUG
This is a messenger RNA of Ailuropoda melanoleuca (giant panda), 8411 nucleotides long. It is a transcript of the gene TACC1, whose product is annotated as transforming acidic coiled-coil containing protein 1. Bases 1265 to 3613 code for a protein of 782 amino acids. Lineage: Eukaryota; Metazoa; Chordata; Mammalia; Carnivora; Ursidae. The record is from RefSeq and is a predicted model, not a curated record. Gene Ontology annotation, biological process: nuclear migration; cerebral cortex development; mitotic spindle organization. The transcript has 16 exons. Gene Ontology annotation, cellular component: cytoplasm.